UGCCUCGAUUCUCAAAUUCUGAAGAAUCUGAGAAAUCACAGGAGAUAUUAAUUCAUGAUGGACUUCUUCUUGAGGUUAAUUUUAACCUCGGGGAAAGUAAACAGUUGCAGGUACAACAGGUUGACAUACGACGCGACAAAGAAGGGCCAAUCAAUAGCAACAGAUCAUGCCAUGAUGAAAUCGAGCUUUCCAUUCAAGGAUGCAUGACGCAAGAAGAGAAGGAUGUCAUGCCUGAGUCACGGUACAUUGGGAGAUCACGGAGAGUUGGCAUUAUAGACAACUUGGAAGCAGUUAAUGAAGAACCUGAGAUCUCGAUGCAUGCUAUGGCCGGAAUCAGAGGGCCAAGAACGAUGCGACUACCAGCAUGGGUCAAGGAUCGAAGGGUAAUCGUACUUGUAGACAACGGGUCAUCACAUAAUUUCAUCAAUGCUGAUUUGUCUCAAAAGUUGAAUUUACCAACCACAAAAAUCGAGCCCUUUGAUGUACGAGUGGCCAAUGGAGAAAGGCUACAAUGUACUGAGUCAUUUUGGAAGGUGCCAAUCAAGUUCAACGGAGCUACAGUUGAGGCUGACCUCUAUGCCUUACCUUUGGUUGGACCGGAUGUCGUUCUGGAAGUACAGUGGCUCGAAGGGUUAGGCAAGGUGACUACCGACUAUCAAACGAGAAUUAUGGAGUUCAACUCUGGAGGUCAACAAGUCACUCUGAGUACUGGCAAUGAAAAAGGUACCAAGGAGGUAGGACUUAAGAGCACUGAAAAACUUCUCGAGGAAUUUGAGGGAGUACUGGGCGAGCCUAAGGGACUACCACCACACCGAGAGUUCGAUCAUCGCAUACCCCUGAUCAAUGAGCAGCAUGCCAUACAUGUCCAUUCUUAUAGGUAUGCUCACUUUCAGAAAACUGAGAUCGAACGGCAGGUGGUCGAGAUGCUUGAGUCAGGACUAAUCCAGCAUAGCAAUAGUCCAUUUUCUUCUCCAGUCCUGUUAGCUAAAAAGAAAGAUGGUACGUGGAGGUUCUGUACUGACUAUCGAGCUCUGAAUGCCGCAACUAUCAAGGAUCGAUUUCCCAUUCCGAGCGUCGACAACAUGCUCGAUGAGUUAGCUGGAUCACGUUACUUCUCAAAGCUCGACCUGAGAGCUGGUUAUCAUCAGAUUCGACUCCACAAGGCUGACAUUCCGAAGACAGCAUUUCGUACGCACCAUGGGCACUAUGAGUAUCUGGUUAUGCCAUUCGGAUUGUGCAACGCCCCAUCCACUUUUCAGUUUGCUAUGAAUUCCAUCUUCAAGGAGUAUCUACGUAAGUUCGUUCUGGUAUUCUUUGAUGAUAUUCUGAUUUAUUCGAAGUCGUGGGGAGAGCAUCUUGAGCAUUUGAGAGUAGUGCUCAAAAUCUUGGAGGCCAACUCAUUUCACAUCAAGCCAUCCAAGUGUUCAUUCGGGCAGAAGAUGGUUGAGUAUCUGGGGCAUUUCAUAUCCCACGAGGGCGUGAAGGUUGAUCCACGAAAGAUUGAGGCUAUGAUCGAUUGGCCUAAAUCGACAAGUCUCACACAACUAAGGGGAUUUUUAGGACUCACGGGCUACUACAGAAAGUUCGUAAAGGAUUAUGGGACCAUCGCCAAGCCACUGACAGAGAUGACUAAGAAAGACGGGUUCACAUGGACCGAAGCUAGCGAGGAGGCGUUUGGGAAACUGAAAGUAGCCAUGACUACAACGCCAGUGCUCGCCAUGCCAAG
This is a messenger RNA of Striga hermonthica, 1726 nucleotides long. The record is from the annotation of a GenBank genome assembly. Lineage: Eukaryota; Viridiplantae; Streptophyta; Magnoliopsida; Lamiales; Orobanchaceae.